Molecule: messenger RNA, 3310 nt
Organism: Didymella exigua CBS 183.55
Lineage: Eukaryota; Fungi; Ascomycota; Dothideomycetes; Pleosporales; Didymellaceae
Product: Utp14-domain-containing protein
Exons: 1
Coding region: 54-2990 (978 amino acids)
Biological process (GO): rRNA processing
Cellular component (GO): nucleolus; small-subunit processome
Source: RefSeq, a predicted model, not a curated record
CACAUCUGAAGUCCUCCGUCCCGCAAACUCCUCCCACGCACACUCCACAAAAUAUGCCGCCCCGUAUAGCGCGUAGCUCGCUCCCCAGCGGUGCCAGCACGAAGUCCAAGGGCCGCGCAGCCGGUACGCGCAACAGCGCAAAAGCCUCGAAGCGCGCACUAAACGCUUUCGCAAUCGCGCAGUUCGACAACCCCGAGCAGACCAAGAUCCGUAAGAACCGCCUCGGCGAACUCGACCCCUCGUUCCACAAGAAGCGCGCGCGCGACGACGAGCUCGGGUCUGACGACGAGGACGAGGACGGCGAUGGCGGGGCGCUGCGCAAGAAGGCGAAAAGACGGGAUGCGGAUGAGAGCUAUGAUGAGGGGAGUGAUAGUGAGGGGAACACGUGGACCAUGGGACACGUGGAUGAGGAUGAUGAUGAGGACAUUGACUCUGACGAGGCGUUUGGGGAGAGCGACGAGGAGCGGUUUGAGGGGUUUAGUUUCCGCGGGAGUAGCACGCAGGGCAAGAAGCUGAAAGUCAAGAAGGGAAAGGUUGUUGAUGAGGGGCGUGACGUGGAUAUGGAUGAGUCUGACGAAGAAGCCGAGGGUGAUGAUGAGUUUGGGGACGAGGGGAUUGAUCUUGCGACUGCGCUGGAUCAGUAUGAGGAGGACGAGAGAGAGGAGAGAGAGGAGAAAAAGAGGGAGAAGAAGCAGAAGGGCGGCUAUGGUAGUGAGAGUGAGGAGCCGAGUGAGGGCGAGGAUGUGGCGAGCGACGGGGCAAGUGAUUUGUCCAGCGACGAUGAUGAGGAUGAGGAAGACCGUCAGGCACAGCUCAAAGAUCUGAUCUCAUCGCUUGCCACAGGGGGGGAGGACAAGUCGCGAGGCAAGAGGGUCGAGGUGCACGAGUCUGCUGCGCCCGACGAGUUCGGCGUCUCGAGGAAAGUCGAUCUCCUGAGCAUGAAGCCUAAGGCUGGCGAUGCGGAGAAGAAGAAAGCGCUCAAGCUGCUCAGCGACGACAAGAACUCAAAGCGGAAUGACAUUGCGCGAAAGCUAGAAGCACCCCUACCAAAGCGACAACAAGAUAAGCUCGACCGCGCAGCAGCCAACGCCAAAGCCAAUGAGACCCUCGACCGCUGGACCGACACCAUCAAGCAGAAUCGCCGCGCCGAGCACCUGUCCUUCCCGCUGCAGCACAAAGAUUCUGGUAAGGCUAUGGGUGAAGACCGUCUGCUGCCCACCACCACAGCUGUGCCCGCAAACGACCUGGAAAGCACCAUCCAGUCUAUUCUCCAGCAGAGCGGGUUGUCUAACGGCAAGGACGAUGAAGAGCAGAUCCAGAAGUGGGAGAUCCUGCAGACUAAUAAGCUCCCCAUUGAAGAAGUCGAAAGACGCCGGGCACAACUGCGGAUGGAGCGUGAGCUGCUCUUCCGUGAAGAAGUCCGCGCCAAGCGAAUCAAGAAAAUAAAGAGUAAGGCCUACCGCCGCGUGCACCGCAAGGAGCGCGAAAGGCUACUUGAAAAGGAGCGUGAGCAGCUCAAGGCCGAUGGCGUCGAUCUCUCGGAAGAGGAGCGCGAGCACAACGACCGCCGCCGGGCAGAGGAGCGCAUGGGUGCUAAGCAUCGCGAGGGCAAGUGGGCCAAGGGCAUUAAGGCAACUGGUCGUGCGGCCUGGGACCAGGAUGCGCUUGCGGGUGUCAGUGAGAUGGCGCGACGCAAUGAGGAGUUGCGACGACGCAUCGAGGGCAAGCUGGUUCUCGACUCCGACGACGAGGGCUCUGACGUGCCCAGCGAAGAGAAUGACAGUGAAGACGAUUCAGACGCGGAUGAAGAGGACCUUCUGCAGCGUCAGCUUGGACAGCUGGAGAAUCCGUUCUCGCACAAGGGGUCGAAGCUGGGCCAGAUGGCAUUCAUGCAGAAGGCUGAAGCCGCGAAGCGCGCAGAGAACAACGAGGCGAUCAAAUCCAUGCGCCGCGACCUAGCUGGGGAGGACAGUCAAGACGAAGUUGGCGAGAACGCUACACGCGUUGGUCGCCGCCAGUACGGACCAGGCAAGGUCGCCCUAACAGCUAUCCCCGUCAAAGCCAGCGAGUUCGAAGAGCACACUAGCUCUGACGAGGAGGGCGAAGAUGCUGUCACUAACGGGCUGUCGAACGGCACGCGCAAGAAUGAGAAGCCGAAGAACCCCUUCUCAACAGGUCUUUCGAACGGCACACGCAAGACAAAUGAGAGUGGGAACGCGAACUCCGCCGCUGAGCAUGAGGCCGAUGCACCAAAUCCCUUCCUCGCGAAGGCCGCCAAAGCAAAGAAGAGCAAGGACACGUCUGCUGACAACGACCUCCUUCCCUUCACCGACUUCGCCUCAGACGACGAAUCCGCACCCGCACCGUCAGCAUCCAAGUCCUCUGCGCCCAAGGAGACAGUCGAUGACUUCCUCCAGCAACGAGUCACCACGGCUGACGACGACGGCUGGGCCACCGUUCUCGGCGGCCAGGACUCCGACGAUGAGCACCUCUCCGACGAAGCCGACGACCUCGAUCUCGCCCAGCUAUCCCGUAACCACCUACUCACCGCCAAGGGGUUCGCGGGUGACAACGUAGAAGCCGACUUCAAGCUCGAAAAAGAAGACAUCACCAAAGACGAAGCCUCAAAAGAAACAACAGAUUUUCUCCCCGGCUGGGGCGCGUGGGCCGGCGACGGCAUGUCCAAACGCGAACGCCGCCAGAACCGCGGCUGGAAGACCACAACGCAAGCCGCCGGCAUCGACGCCAACAAGCGCAAAGACAGGAAGUUGGAGAGGGUGAUCAUCAAUGAGAAGACGGUUAAGCCGAACAAGAAGUAUCUGGCUGGCCAGCUGCCGUUUCCGUUUGAGAGCAGGGAGCAGUAUGAGAGAAGUCUGCGCCUGCCGAAGGGCAGGGAAUGGACUACGAAGAAGACUCAUCAGGAUGCGGUGCUGCCGAGGGUGCUGGUUAAGGGGGGUGUUAUUGCGCCUAUGCGGAAGCCUUUGGUAUAGGCGACUACGGUCAGCCAAUGAAGAGAGGGCCACACGGAGAAGAAAAGGAUGCAUUGUGUGGCGUUUCUUUGGGUGUUGGACAAACGUACCUUGAUGGGCAUAGGUUUAGAGCGAAAGGUGCUCGAAUGGGAAGUUGUUGUUUCGCAAGCUGCGCUGCCAUUCGAAUCGUCGACCUCGGAUCUUGUGAUCAUGUACGACCGGAUUUAUCGCUACACCUGGACUGCGGGUGCGACCUCUGGCGAAUCUUGGAGGAUGGUACACUAGUCAAGUCUCGAGUUGCGCUAAAUCGAUAUUUCCUCAUAUGAAAACACAACGUCUGG